Molecule: messenger RNA, 1698 nt
Organism: Cynara cardunculus var. scolymus (artichoke)
Lineage: Eukaryota; Viridiplantae; Streptophyta; Magnoliopsida; Asterales; Asteraceae
Product: glutamate-rich WD repeat-containing protein 1
Exons: 12
Coding region: 74-1501 (475 amino acids)
Molecular function (GO): protein binding
Source: RefSeq, a predicted model, not a curated record
CCAAAAACCCUCUGUAGCAAUUAGCAAACCCUGUUAUUCGCUUUCUUCAUACCACUCUUGCGCCAAAGCAACAAUGGUUCGAAGCUUGAAAAACCCAAAGAAAGCCAAAAGAAAGAACAAGGGUUCAAAGAAAGGAGAUGGAUCAUCUUCGUCCAAUGCAAUACCCUCAAUGCCAGCGAAGGUAUGGCAACCGGGUGUGGAUGCGUUAGAGGAAGGUGAAGAGCUUCAGUGUGAUCCUUCAGCUUAUAAUUCUCUUCAUGCCUUCCACAUUGGCUGGCCCUGCUUAAGCUUUGAUGUUGUGCGUGAUUCACUGGGGUUAGUUCGGACAGAAUUUCCGCACACUAUAUAUUGCGUCACAGGAACUCAGGCAAAUGGUGCUCCCAAUUCGAUUGGGAUAUUUAAAAUAUCAAACAUUUCUGGGAAACGACGGGAACUAGUACCAACAAAAACAUCCAAUGCUGACACCGAUAUGGACAGUGAUAGCAGUGAUAGUGAUGAAGAUGAUGAAUUGGAGGACAAUGGACCAAAGGCUCCAGUCUUUCAGCUGCGCAAAGUGUUUCAUGAAGGUUGUGUGAACAGGAUUCGCGCAAUGACACAAAACCCCCAUAUAUGUGCAACUUGGGGAGACACCGGUCAUGUGCAGAUAUGGGAUUUUGGCUCUCAUCUAAAUGCUUUGGCAGAAACUGAAGCUACUGUUAGCAAAGACACUAACACAGUUUCUAAACAAGCUCCUUUAGUUAAGUUUACUGGUCACAAGGAUGAAGGCUAUGCGAUUGACUGGAGUCCUCUCGUUCCUGGCAGGCUUGUGUCCGGGGACUGCAAGAAUAGCAUCCACUUAUGGGAGCCAGCAUCUGACCUCACAUGGAAUGUUGAUAAUAAACCGUUUGUUGGACAUACAGCUAGUGUUGAAGAUUUGCAGUGGAGCCCUACAGAACCAUUUGUGUUUGCCUCUAGUUCCGUGGAUACAACUAUUGCAAUAUGGGAUACCCGUUUAGGGAAAUCACCAGCAGCUUCUAUUAAGGCACACAACACGGAUGUCAAUGUUAUUUCAUGGAACAGGCUGGCUAGCUGUAUGCUGGCAUCUGGUAGCGAUGAUGGAACGUUUUCUAUUCGUGAUCUUAGAAUGCUUAAGGAAGGUGAUUCUGUGGUGGCGCAUUUCGAGUACCACAAACAUCCUAUAACAUCCAUCGAAUGGAGUCCACAUGAAGCGUCUACCUUGGCAGUAUCAUCAUCGGAUAACCAACUCACAAUAUGGGACCUUUCUUUGGAACGAGAUGAGGAAGAAGAAGCCGAAUUUAAAGCCAAAACACAAGAGGAAGUACACGCACCCACAGAUUUGCCCCCACAACUUCUUUUCGUUCAUCAGGGUCAGAAAGACUUGAAAGAACUCCAUUGGCAUACACAGAUUCCGGGAAUGCUCAUUUCUACAGCUGCCGACGGUUUCAACAUCUUGAUGCCUUCAAAUAUCGAAAGUAAUCUCCCUCCGAAUGCUGCUGCUUAAACACCCAUUAGUAUGCUUAACCGUCAAGUUGAAGAUGCGGGAAAGACGAGAUAAACAGAGUGAUAAUUUAUUGCAUAGUUUCUGUUCGUGUCGAAUUUAAAGAUAAAAUAGUAGGAGAAAUUUUGUUGUUUGUACGAUUCGUUUGGAACUUUUGAGUUGUAUGAAAAUGGGGUUGAAUGGCAAUUUUUAUCAUGAAA